AUGACAGAUUGCGCGAGUUCCGAACGCAUGGGCUCAAUGGCUACGCCAAUAAUUGUAAGCUCUGAUGAAGAAGUUGCCGUCAAUGGCAACUAUGACAGUGAUGGUUCGGGAGAUUAUGUGGAUCAUCUAGCAGAGUUGGAGGUCAUUUACAUGAAGAGGAAAGGUUCUUUGCACCGUCGUGUAUCGGACAGAAUCAAGGGCGUAAAGGCACCUUAUACACAACCAGCUGUAAAUCUUCCGCUUGCAUACACAUUGCGAAAUGUCCCUUGUGCGUCAGCUGCUUCUGACCGGGAUCUGGCCCCAUGGCCCUCCACUUCAGUGUCAGACGCUCCUGUCGAACAAUUCCAACCAAUCCCUGAUGCAGAAUAUGCCAACGCUGCAUCGACAAUGGGAGAAAAUAACGUACAAGACGACCUCGAAAGCAAGCCUCGUAGCACGACAGUACAGGGAAAGAACCCGAUGCAUUCAUCAGGGACACUCAUCGGUCCAGGCCGGCAGACCAAGGGGAAGUGUACUCACACGAAACCAUCGGCUUUCUCAUUACACCCAUUGACACCGGCCAAUGACACCUCCUCGAGGGCAUCACUAAAUCAGACCGACACCGGGCUUUCUGCAACUGUCUCCGAAGAUUUUAACCUUAGGCGUUUUCUCAUGAGGCUAGGGCUACCUCCGGAGCAAUAUGAAGAGAAGCUUCGUAAUGUCGGGUUGGAUAGCGAGGCUGUCGUCAAGGCAUGCAAGAGUUUGUCCGAGUAUUACCGCGGAGAGUUGAAGGAUUCUUUACUGGAGGUGGGGCUGAAGCCCGCAGAAUACGUCAUAAUAUUGUCUGGCCUGCAAGAUGAGUGA
Fibroporia radiculosa is the source of this 843-nucleotide messenger RNA. RefSeq lists its product as uncharacterized. The record is from RefSeq and is a predicted model, not a curated record. Bases 1 to 843 code for a protein of 280 amino acids. NCBI's taxonomy places the organism in Eukaryota, Fungi, Basidiomycota, Agaricomycetes, Polyporales, Fibroporiaceae. The transcript has 4 exons.